Oppiella nova is the source of this 1996-nucleotide messenger RNA. The record is from the annotation of a GenBank genome assembly. NCBI's taxonomy places the organism in Eukaryota, Metazoa, Arthropoda, Arachnida, Sarcoptiformes, Oppiidae.
CCAGAGAUUGAGUGCCAAUCUCUCUGCAGCUCUGGCAAAGGCGGGGUCGGAUUGGGUUUUCUUUUUGCUCAACAGUCUGGUGCUGUUGGAGACAAACCAACUAUAAAACCAACGCUCAAGAGGGACACCGACUUCUUUGCCAACAGUGUCGAGAAGUGCCGGAAAUCCCAUCUCUACGACCGCUUCAGACAAUCGACUGCUCGCUGUUGUCGGCCACCACUGAACCACCGAUUCUCCACAUUCACCACUGAAUGCCCCAUCAAAACAUCACUUCUGAAGAUUUGCAGUGAAAACAGUUUAUUCUCGCUUAUUAAUCAUUGUAUUGCCAGUCAUUUAAGCAAAAGCACACAAAACUUUGAUCAAAAUAUAUCCAAUACUCAGCACAAGACAGGUCUUCAAAACACAAUUCUUGAUGAAGAAGAGAACUUAGAGGUAGCCCUCAAAAAGUUUAUCGAAGCCUGGGAUCGAUCGCACGGCACUACCCAUACCAACACCAACACUCAUCACGACAUUGAUAGAUAUCAUCGCAACCAUCACAACAACUCCAUCACUAAUAAUGAGCUAAUUAUAACAUCACAGCAUUUGGCCGCUAACAACAGCACCUCCACACCUGAGCAGCGAUUGUCGUCACAGACCGGUGACAAUCAGUUGCAGUCAGACUCACCCGACUCUGACUCGCCAUUCAUGCCCCCAAUUUGGUCCAGAUCCCUGAGAAACAGCGCCCAAACCUCCCAUACCUCCGACACUUCCCUUUCGAGUAACGCACACAAGAGCAGCAACGAAGAGGACGAGCAGUUGGAGGACCUGACAGUGGACGAGGAGUUCAGUUCUCACAACUGCACCCGUUGUGUACUGCAUGAGGAAGCGAAAAGUCGACGCCUGGAGACCAUUAAAGUUAAUAUACUUAAUAAAUUAGGGCUCAAAGUUGCGCCUAAUAUCACAGGCAAAUCAUUGCCUCGUAUACCACCUCUGCAUCACUUAUUAGAUCGAUAUAAUAUGUUGGGAGACGACCCCCGAGUGUCUGGCCCUCAGCUGCUCAACAGCUUUAUUGAAGACAACGAUCACACCAUCGAUAAGGAAGAAGAAGAUUUGGAAGAGUUCUUUGUAAACGCCGAGCGCUCCAUCAGUUUUGCACAAAAACCUCCGAAUACACUGAAUAUACCGCCAGAAGUGAAGUGUCAAUACUUUAAAUUCCCGUCAAAUGUACUCAACUCUCACGUAACUAAAGCGCAUCUCUGGGUGUUUGUUAAACCAACAAACCAUUUGCAGGACACCAAUGCCUGGAUUGUCAUCUACCAGAUUGUCAAACCGGAGACCGGCAAUGAUUCGCCCACACUUUUACAUGUUAGGGCCAAGAAAAUCGACGUGAGCUCUAAGAAAGGAGUUUGGGUUCAAAUAGAACUUAAAAAAUUGGUUUCCCAGUGGUUCAGACAUCCCAAUGAAAAUUUGGGACUCGCUAUACAUUCAUACGAUAAGGACGGCAAAGAGUUGGCUGUGAUUGAGGUUAACACUAAUGAAGACAAUUCACUGUUGCCAUUCAUUGAAGUGAAAGUUGAGUCGAAAGCUGCGAAUAGGAAGAGACGAAUGGUUGGUCUGAAUUGCGAGGAGAACUCCAAUGAAGUCCGUUGUUGUCGAUACCCAUUGACUGUUGAUUUUGAAGAGUUUGGCUGGGAUUGGAUUAUAGCACCGAAACGUUAUGAAGCAAAUUAUUGUAGCGGCGAAUGUCCCUAUGUUUUCCUCCAGAAGUACCCGCACACACAUCUCGUACAACAGGCCAACCCCUCUGGUUCUGCCGGUCCCUGUUGUUCACCGCGAAAGAUGUCCGCGAUUUCUAUGUUAUACUUCGAUGACAACUAUAAUAUAAUUUAUGGUAUGUUACCAGGGAUGGUAGUCGACCGGUGCGGCUGUUCUUAAAUAUUUUCUCAAAAUUUAUAUACGAAAUAAAUUUUAGUUGUUUUAAAAUACUAUUUCUAUUUUAAAUACCGUAUAACAAAGC